GAAGAAAGAAGUCCUCCUCAGCAUACAGCUAUUUUCCUUGCGCAAGUCUUCUCUUCCCUUGCCACCUUAAUCUUUUUAAUUCCCUUUUUGUAUAUAUCCGCCAUUCUAAAAAUCAUGUCUACAAACAUCGGAGUGUCCUCCUGCUGUCUAUCGGGCAAAUUGCACGAAGGCACACCCACAGGAAGAAUCGAAGUAAUCAAUGAUCUCUCCACCUACAUCGCAGAGCCCCAAGAUGGCUCGAAAGCCAAAACCAUCAUCUUUCUCGUCGACAUCUUCGGCUACGAAUUCAAAAACGUCCGGCUCCUAGCCGACAACUACGCCAAAGCCGGGUUUUACGUCUACAUCCCGGACGUGCAUCAGGGAAACAGUAUUCCGCUAUCCUUUCUGCAGAGCGUGGAGCCGCCUCUGCAAAUCCGAGAGCAACAGUCGCUUGUGGAGAGAACCAAAGCUACGGGCGUGGUGGCUACCACGUUACCGCCUUGGCUCGUCAGACAUCGCGAGGGUGUCACAAAGCCGCUGGUUUCCUCCUUUAUUGCGCAUAUCCGCGGUGUGCCCGGGACGGGAAAGGUGGGCGCGUUGGGAUUCUGCUGGGGAGGAAGAUAUGCGAUAUUGGCUGCGCAUGGAGAGGUUGAUGCGGCGGUGGCGUGUCACCCGUCGUUGGUUUCUGUGCCUGCGGAUUUCGAGCGCGUGACGAAACCGUUGAGUUUGGCGGUGGGGGAUCAGGAUAGUUUGUUGGAUCGGGGAACUGUGGGGCAGAUUCAAGAUUUGAUGGCCAAGAAGACGGAGUUGCCGCAUGAGUUGAGGAUCUACGAGGGGCAGAUUCAUGGGUUUGCCUUGAGGAGUGAUUGGGGUUCGGAUAGGGAUAAGAAGGCUAUGGAUGAUUGUGAGGAGCAGGGCAUGGAUUGGUUUAACAAGUAUCUUGCGUAGUGCAAGCUGGACUUCACGAUAUCUAGGGAUGUACGGCUGGACUAUUGAGAGAUUGUUAUCGAGGAUUUAAUGUAUGUAUACAAUUUUAAUAAGAAACGAAGCUAUUUACAAGAAGAAGCAGCUCUGGGCAAUCCACAUGCUAUCUUCGGUAGGUACAUGAAAGACACGGAAUUUAAACGACUCGAAUUUCCA
Molecule: messenger RNA, 1119 nt
Organism: Botrytis cinerea B05.10
Lineage: Eukaryota; Fungi; Ascomycota; Leotiomycetes; Helotiales; Sclerotiniaceae
Exons: 2
Coding region: 115-927 (270 amino acids)
Molecular function (GO): hydrolase activity
Source: RefSeq, a predicted model, not a curated record